Messenger RNA from Solea solea (common sole), 2027 nucleotides. RefSeq names its product ubiquilin-1-like. Gene Ontology annotation, cellular component: cytosol. Gene Ontology annotation, molecular function: polyubiquitin modification-dependent protein binding. Lineage: Eukaryota; Metazoa; Chordata; Actinopteri; Pleuronectiformes; Soleidae. The coding region runs from base 70 to 873 and encodes 267 amino acids. Gene Ontology annotation, biological process: ubiquitin-dependent protein catabolic process. The record is from RefSeq and is a predicted model, not a curated record. The transcript has 4 exons.
CAGGCUCAGAAGCAGCAGCAGGUUCAGCAGCAGCAGCAGCAGCAGCAGCAGCAGCAGGCACUGAGGCAGAUGAUGUCCGACCCACAGGUGCUGAUGCAGAUGAUGGGGAACCCAGAUAUGAUGAGGCAAGUGGUCGCCAACAAUUCUCAGAUGCAGCAGCUCCUCGGACAAAACCCUGACGUGCCCCGCAUGUUGAGUGACCCUGAGUUCAUUAGACAGAUGCAGAAUCCUGUCAUGCUUUCGUUCCUGACCAACCCUAGAGCCAUGCAGGCCCUCAUACAGGUCCAGCAGGGCCUGCACACCUUACAGACGGAAGUCCCUGGAUUCUUCUCCAGUCCGUCUCUACGAGGACUCAUCGUUCCAACCACAGGGGCCAGUUUCCCUCCACUGAACCCACUGCUUCCUGCUGCAUCACCAGGAGUCCGUCCCUCGCAGCAACAGCAGAUGUUACAGAUGUUUGCAGACACGGCGCCAUUGCUUCAGGCUCCUCAGCUUCAGGCUCCUCAGUUUCAGGCUCUUCAGCUUCAGGCUCCUCAGCUUCAGGCUCCUCAGCUUCAGGCUCCUCAGUUUCAGGCUCCUCAGCUUCAGGCUCCUCAGUUUCAGGCUCCUCAACUUCAGGCUCUUCAGCUUCAGGCUCCUCAGCUUCAGGCUCCUCAGUUUCAGGCUCCUCAACUUCAGGCUCUUCAGCUUCAGGCUCCUCAGCUUCAGGCUCCUCAGUUUCAGGCUCCUCAGCUUCAGGCAGCGGAGGUUCGUUUUCAGCAUCAGCUGGAGCAGCUCCACACCAUGGGCUUCAUCAACCAGGAGGCAAACCUGCAAGCACUGGUGGAUGCAGGAGGGGAUGUAAACGCAGCCAUCGACAGACUAAUGAACUAACAUGCUCGGUUCACUGUGGGGUUGAGGGUUGAAGACCUGAGCCUUGAGGAUUUGAUUGAUUGAUCUCUUCAAUCCUCUAUUACACUCACGUCUGACCGGACACUAGUUGUAAUCAUUUUAGCAAAGAUUGCAAAUUAUCAGCGACAACUGGCAUGUAGCUGUCUUUACAGCAACACAGACACAGUUUGUCUCUUAUGGGUCAACGUCCUCACACUCAGCACAGAUAUCAGCACUUUGUACAGUCAAAUGAGAAGCUUUUAGAACUGAGAGGAAAAUAAACACAGCAUAAACACAGCUUGCCAUUAAGAGAUGUGUGAAAGUUCACUGUCCUUUUUAAUGUCAGACCCCAAAAAACACAACAUGAAACCUCUGGGUGCAUUCAUUCAUUCAUUCAUUCAUUCAUUCAUUCAUUCACAAUGUGCAUCACCAGUGCUUCAGUUAAAUACCUGGAAGCUUAAGUUCUGUCACACACCAAUAAACCAUUAGAACUCAAAUAACAACAUGUCACAGCGACACAAAUAUGAAUGACCUCAAAGCACUUAUUAUAUUAUAUAUAUAUAUAUAUAUAUAUAUAUAAUGUAAAUAAUAGAAUAUUGUAAAUAACUGCAUUUGGGUUUUUUCAUUUAUGAAUCAGGAGGUUGGAUGUUAUUUCCUUUCCGUUACAUCUCUGGUCAAGCACUUAACACAUGUUUUGUUUUUACUUCUCGAGCUUUCAUCUAAUCAGGUUACCAUGGCAACAGCCACUUUACACUUUAAACAGUUCACUGAGAAAAUAUCAUAAUAAUAAUAAAUUAUUUUACAUCUCUGGUUAUGUUACACUGUUGCCAAAUUAUUAAAGACAGGCAAACCCUCCUGAAUCAUCAUUUUAUCAUCUGAAUUAUUUGUCCUUAGGCCAUAACCUUCAUACACAAUCUUACAUUGACUUUUUUUAGUAAGGCAUCUUACAAACAAAUGACAUCAUAUGUUACAUAUGUUAUACUGUAUUUAAUGUAAAUUCAUGGUAUGUAAGUGUGAUUUUGCAGUAUUUUCUACCUCUUUUUGAAUAGAAUGUGUUGACAUUGUACUGACUGUGUGUAACUGGUUCCUCCACAGCAGGGAUUGUACUGUAUUAGCACACGUAACUGUAAAAAUCUCAUUAAAAUCAUAAGAAAUCA